Messenger RNA from Miscanthus lutarioriparius, 1386 nucleotides. Lineage: Eukaryota; Viridiplantae; Streptophyta; Magnoliopsida; Poales; Poaceae. The record is from the annotation of a GenBank genome assembly.
AUGCUGGUGUCCAACUCCUCGUCGUCGACGGUGAACGUGAAGAUGGCGUCGGACGGGGUGUGGCAGGGCGAGAAUCCUCUAGACUUCGCGCUGCCGCUCCUCGCCGUGCAGAUCGCCGUCAUACUCGCCGUCACGCAGGGCCUUGCCCUCGCGCUCAGGCCACUGCGCCAACCUAAAGUUGUCGCCGAGCUUCUGGGCGGCAUCUUGCUGGGCCCGUCGGCGCUGGGUCGAUGGGGCGCCUUCCGCCGCGUCAUCUUCCCGCCAUGGAGCACCGCGGCGCUCGACACCGUGUCCGGCCUCGGCCUGCUGCUCUUCCUGCUCCUGGUCGGCCUCGAGCUCGACUUCCGCGCCGUGCGCCGCGCGGGCCCGCGCAGCGUGGCCGUCGCCGCGGCGGGCAUCGUGCCACCGUUCCUCGCCGCGCCGGGCCUCGUUCCGCUGCUAAAACUCGCCCUCCCGCCGGCUCCUCGCCAUGCGGCGGCCUUCCUCCCGCUCUGCGUGUUCGUCGGCGCCGCGCUCUCGGUGACGGCGCUGCCCGUGCUCGCGUGCAUCCUCAAGGAGCUCGGCCUCCUCGGCACGCCGCUGGGCGAGACGGCCAUGGCCGCGGCCGCGGUCAACGACGUCUUCGCGUGGGCGCUCCUCGCGCUCGCGCUCGGCGUCUCCGGCGGCAGCGGGCCAAGGGGCACCCCGCUCGCCCCGGUCUACAUCCUCGCGUCGGGGGCGGCCUUCGUGGCGCUCAUGCUGUGCUUGCUCCGCCUGCUCAUGGCGCGCCUGGCGCGCCGCGCGGGCCCCGAGCGCGCCGCCGCGCUGGCCUCGUCCAGCACCGGCGCCGUCGUGGCCUGCGCCCUGCUCGCUGGCGCGGUGACUGACGCCAUCGGGGUGCACCCGGUGUUCGGCGCCUUCGUGUUUGGGCUGUCUGUGCCCCGGGAGAGCAGCCUCGCGGAGCGCGCGCGGGAGAAGGUGGCGCCGCUGGUGUCCGGGCUCAUGCUGCCGCUCUACUUCGCCACCAGCGGGCUGCACACCGACGUGGACACCGUCCGCGGCGCGGCCGCGUGGGGCAUGGCCGCGCUCGUCGUCGCCGUAGCGUUCCUCGGGAAGUUCGGCGGCACGUUCGCGGUGGCCACCGUGACCGGCAUGGCGAGGCGCGAGGCGGCCGCGCUUGGCGUCGCCAUGAGCGCCAAGGGGCUCGUCGAGCUCAUCGUGCUCAACAUCGGCAAGGAGAGGAAGGUGCUGGACGACACGACGUUCGCCAUCUUCGUGAUCAUGGCGCUUACGACGACGGUGCUGGCGACGCCAUUCAUGACCGCGCUGUACCGCAGCACGCCGACAGCGACCACCCCUGAGACUGACGGGACGGAGCUCAAGGGCGGCGAUGCCUGCCCGGCCUAG